GAAAGAAGGCGUCCUGGCUGUGACUGACCAAUUGGUGAUCUCAUGGUCUGCAUGUGUCACGCAUGAGCAGCCACUGGCCUGGUGAAAAAAAAACAAGCUCCCCAGAACCUGUCCUGCUGCAGAGUUCGUACAGGUGCCGAUGCCUUUUGUAAAAUAUCCCAAGAAUGUUGAACCACCAUGGAAAGGUUGGGACAGAAAAGCAGAGAAGUCUGGCCUGAGGCACACAGUUUACAGUGUAAAUGGGGAUCAAUACACAGGGGAGUGGCUUAAUAACCAAAAGCAUGGCAAAGGCACUUAUGUAUGGAAAAGCUCCAACACCAUUUAUGAAGGAGAAUGGAAAUGUGGCAAAAGAAGUGGUUUUGGGACAUACAGUGUGCAAGACCCCAAUACUGGAGAAUAUGUAAAGGUUUAUUCUGGAUCCUGGAAGAAUGACAGAAAACAUGGUUAUGGGACUCAUUUCUACACAGAUAAAGAGUAUUAUGAAGGCGACUGGAAAGCUGGACAAAGAAGUGGCUGGGGCAGAAUGUACUUUGCUAAUGGAGAUAUUUAUGAAGGAGAAUGGCGUGAAGAUAAGUAUUGUGGCAAAGGAAUGCUACGAUUAGCCAAUGAAAAUCGCUAUGAAGGUUCCUGGAAAGGAGGAAAGAAGCAUGGCCCUGGAAAGUUUUAUUACCUUGACAAAGGCCAACUGUAUGAAGGAAUAUGGGUAGAAGAUAUUCCAAAGUGUGGAACUAUGGUGGAUUUUGGACGUGUAGAAGCACCGUACCCAACAAAAUAUCCUAUUCCAGAGGUAAAAGUGUCAGACCCUGAAGGCAUUCUGGAAGCAGCUCGAACAUCAUUUCUUAAAAAGGAAAAAUGACAGUUUUUAUGCUUUUGCUAGGGAAAUCAUGUGCCAAUUGUACAACAUUGUAAUAAUGCAACCAGGUCCAAAAGUUAGAUACAAAUUUGCUUUCAAGGAGGAGCACAGAUAGUCUGCUAGUGUCAUCCAGACUCCUACAGUUUUAUUGCUCUACUAGGGGACAAGAAAAUGUAAAAACCUAUACAUUAGUCACUCUUCAUAAACAAUACAAAAGGCCAUAGGAAAGAGUAUCCAAGGCUACAAUACAACCCAGAUCCCAAAAAGUUUAAAGGCUUUUUUUAUUAACUUUUCACAAACCUUUUGUCAUAGACAUAUAAAGAGUUUACAUGAGUGGGAGUCUGGGCACUAAGAUCCCCACUGAUCCCAAAUAUGCAUGCACUUCUGUCCCCUGAUUCUAGGGAUUGGUGGGGUCUCAGACCCCCACCGAUGUAAUCUUUUGAUAUGUAUCCAUGACAAAUGUUUUGUGAAAAGUUAUAGACCCUUUAAAUUGCUUGUGGUGAACCUAUACUUGUAUUAUAAGGAACUGAAUUAUUGGAAUUACCGUACUCCUUAUACAAGGGGGAGUACCCUAGUAAUAAGGUAGAGCAGGGUGCAAUUAAAUACCCUGCCACUACAUAUAUCUCAUCAACAGCCAUAGACUGUUGUGUAUCAAUCUGCACCAGAAUACAGGCUGUCAAACAGUAAACCCUAAUUCUGCUGGUUUGUCUCACAGCAUUGGGGAAUAAGAUUUCUAUACUGUGGCCAUAUUUUAACAACUUGAGCUUAUACUUUAAUGGGUCAUUAACUUUUCCCAAAAUCUUUGAUGUUAUAGAGACAUACCAAAUGUUGUGAUCAAUGGGGAGGGGGGGGGGGGGGUCUGAGAGUGCCGAGAACCCCACCGAUCCCUAGAACGAGGGGAGAGAAAAACACACAUUGUGCUCUCCCCUGCACGAGACUGCUUUCUACAAACGUACGGGCCAGUCUCAAUUAUAUCCUUGGUAGCAAGGAAAGAACGUGCGAUCAGGAGGGUCUCAGCACUCAAAACCCCCCCACCGAUCACAAUUUGCAAUAGGGUUCUAUGUAAAAAGUUAAUGACCUUUAAAAUAUAUUUAUAGUUGUGUGAAUAUAAACAUGCAGAACACUGUCUUCCAGUCCUUUGUAAAAUGUCUCUGAUGCGUUGUGGUGAACAUUUGACCUAUUUCUGUGCGCAAAUCAUAGGAAACAGUGACUCAAAUAAGAUCUGUCAGUGCAGAUGUUUGCCGUCACCAGAUACAAAUGCAGUUGUGUAUACCUGUGCAGUGAUCUGAUAAGCAUGUAUUCAGGCAAAUGGAAAAAAACAUAACAGUAUGGCUUAUAAAAUAAAAAAAAUCCAAAGAUUAUAGCCCCAGCUGGGCAUCGGUCCCAGCAGUGAGUGAUCCUAAAUCGCAGGAGGGCAGAUGUAUGUAUAUGGAUAACAGUUUGUCUCCCAUAGCCAUUGAUGGAGGAUUACUAUAGGAAGCUGUGGCAUCCUGCCACCAUACUCAGGAAGCAGAUAAAAUCCUUAUGGAACCUUUAAAAAGGACCUUUCACUGGUCCCUACGUUACAAUAUUAGUACCUGGCAGUAUAGGGCAUUACUAGUAUAUGUCAGGGCACUUUGUUUUUUCAGAUGCGCCGC
Molecule: messenger RNA, 2490 nt
Organism: Bufo gargarizans (Asiatic toad)
Lineage: Eukaryota; Metazoa; Chordata; Amphibia; Anura; Bufonidae
Gene: MORN3
Product: MORN repeat containing 3
Exons: 6
Coding region: 140-856 (238 amino acids)
Source: RefSeq, a predicted model, not a curated record